Molecule: messenger RNA, 2033 nt
Organism: Ictalurus furcatus (blue catfish)
Lineage: Eukaryota; Metazoa; Chordata; Actinopteri; Siluriformes; Ictaluridae
Gene: neurod6b
Product: neuronal differentiation 6b
Exons: 2
Coding region: 515-1468 (317 amino acids)
Molecular function (GO): protein dimerization activity
Source: RefSeq, a predicted model, not a curated record
AUUAGCAGGCUAUUACCUCAUUCGAGGUGGUUCUCUUGCAUGUGACAAAGACAGGUACUGAGCACAUCAUUUUGGGAGAGUCUGCACAGAUAGCUUCCUGCAUAGAAACAAACACCUCCUCGAAAAAGCUCAGGGUGCAUCCUCAACAGCAUGACAAUGUUGGAAUCUGCCUUGAUUUUUUUGACGGUAGGUAAAUGAAAGCCUCACGGUGCCCAUUAGCGCGGUGCGCCAGAUGAUUGGUACAGGACGGAAGUCCCACGAGAGCGCGCCACGUGACCAGCUCUGCCACGAGACGUCAGUGGCAGAUGGCACGGGUACCCGCGCUGGCAGUUGGCACGGGUGUCACUUUUCUCACAGAGAGGGAGAGAGAGACAGAGAGUGAGAGGAGGGUGAAAACGAGAUUAAAGGAAUUCUAAGUGGCUCACAGCAGACACAUGGAAGGCGCAUGGUGCUGAGACUGAGUGGAAUUUUGGAACAUGCGAGCUAAAUAUUAAGAGAAAAAAAAGCAGGGACAAUGUUGACCGCGCCACCAGAUGAGCCAGACGCAAUGCGUGAGCCUCAGUUCGGAGCGAGCUUUCCACGUUCAAGCAUCCAUGACAGUCUGAGACAAGAGCAACAAGAUCAUCGCAGACAACGGUUCGAGAAUUUAGACCUACGUGACGAACGAUCGGACAGGGACGAAGAAGAAAGAGACGAAGACCAAGACGAAGAGCAGGACGAGGGCGGUCUAAACAAAAGGCGCAAUCCAAGAAGACGCCAGUCAGGCGCCACGUGCUCGGACAGGGCCCGGCUGCGGCGCCAGGAGGCGAACGCACGCGAGCGCAGUCGGAUGCACGGUCUGAACAGUGCGCUGGAGAGCCUACGCAAGGUUGUGCCGUGCUACUCAAGUGCUCAGAAGCUGUCCAAGAUAGAAACCCUGCGUCUGGCCAAGAACUACAUCCGGGCCUUGUCAGAGACGCUCAGUGCUGGCACACGGCCCGACCUCGUGGCGUUUGCACGAACCCUGUGCAAAGGUCUAUCUCAACCCACCACCAACUUGGUAGCGGGGUGCCUGCAGCUGAACGCGGGACGUUUCCUCGCCAGUCCUGGUGACGUGUCGCCUCCGUGCGAUGCCCCCUACGCGUAUGCGAACGCAGAAACGAGCCGCGCAGACGCCUCCAAACAUUUCCGCCCUUUCUCCUACUGCAACAUGUUUGACUCCUAUUACAACAGCGCGUCUCCGGACAGCCAGCUCAGCCCGCCUAUGAACUAUAACGGCGUGUUCUCGUUUCAGAAACCCGACGAGCAGACGGAGUGCGUCGCGAGCUGCCGGUACGGCGCGACAUGCUGCGGCGCCCCGGGACGCGCUUCCAUCAGCCGGCCUUCCGCCUACACAGCGUCUCCUGACAGCCACUUUCCAAACGAGCUGCGCAUGCGCAAUCAGCCCUUCCAAACCCAAGAACAAUUGAACCCGGUGUACCAUAAUUAAAGAGCCGCCCUGAAAGCACUGAACGGCGAGGCGGAACCGAGUUCAUUUCCCUUAUUAUAAUGUGUCUUAAUCUAUUUAUUAUUUAUUAUUUAUUAUUUAUUGCCUGAAUUUUACGGCAUAGUUUAUUCUCUGUUUAUUGUAUUACCUAAAUGUCCUACCUUAUUUAUUGCACUCUAAUAAAUGUCAUAUUGUUAAAUGUCUUGUAUUUAUUUUUAUUUCCUUCUAUCGAUUUACACUUGUGUUUUUGUUUUUAUUUGACUUUUGUGUUUAAUUUUAUUGCAAUUUUCUGCACGGCACCUUUUAAAACAAGUGCUGCCUGAAAUAUUAUUAUUAUUAUUAUUAUUAUUAUUAUUAUUAUUAUUAAUAUUAUUAUUAUUACCACCAGUAAUACUACUGCUUCUUUAUCUUGUUGUUGUCUACUUAUUAAGGAACACUAGGCCUAUAUGCAGUACAAGGCCUGCAUUACGAUUAUUAAUUAUAAUAAUUCAUGAAAAGCCAUUAGUUAUUAUUUUAUCUAGUUGAAAAACAAACAAACAAACAAACAAAAAAAUCUAUAUUCAAUAGU